AUGGGCGCGAUCAAACUGAGCGUGAAGAGCAGGACAGGGCGGGAGCUGCUGCCAGACGGCCUGCUGGUGCCCUCCGAUGCCACCGUGGAUGACCUGAAGGCGCGCUUCGCGGAGCUGAAGCCCCGCUACUACGCCUCCCGCCAGCGCUUCACGCUGCCGCCGCGCGAGGGGCAGCGCUCGGGCGAGGCGCUGGCCGCGGGCAAGAAGCUGUCGGAUUAUGGCCUGCAAGACGGCUCGGUGCUGCUGUUCAAGGACCUGGGGGCGCAGAUCGGCUACGCCACCGUCUUCUUCUGGGAGUACCUUGGGCCGCUGGUGGUGUAUCCUCUCUUCUACUUCCUGCCGCAGUACCUGUACCCGGGCGUCAAGGAGAAGAGCGUGGCGCAGACGCUGGCGCUGGCGUACUGGACCUUCCACUACCUCAAGCGCCUUCUGGAGACCUUCUUCGUGCACAAGUUCAGCCACGCCACCAUGCCCGUCUUCAACCUGGUCAAGAACUGCUCCUACUACUGGGGCUUUGCCGCCUUUGUGGCCUAUUUUGUCAACCACCCGCUGUACACCCCGCCGCCGCCCCAGCAGGCCUACGCCACGCUAGCCUUCAGCAUGCUCUGCCAGUUUGCCAACUUCAGGUGCCACGUCAUCCUGGCCAACCUGCGCCCCGCGGGCGCCAAGGGCUACGUCAUCCCGCGCGGCUUCCUCUUCAACCUCAUCACCUGCCCCAACUACACGGCUGAGAUCCUGGGCUGGGUGGGCUUCACAGUGGCCACACAGACGGCGGCGGCAGCCCUGUUCACGCUCGUGGGUGCUGGCCAGAUGGCGCGGUGGGCGCUGGGCAAGCACAAGCGGCUCAUCAAGACGUUUGACGGGCGCGAGGGCCGCGAAAAGUACCCCCGGCGGUGGAUCAUGCUGCCUCCAUUCUUUUAA
Molecule: messenger RNA, 921 nt
Organism: Chlorella variabilis
Lineage: Eukaryota; Viridiplantae; Chlorophyta; Trebouxiophyceae; Chlorellales; Chlorellaceae
Exons: 7
Coding region: 1-921 (306 amino acids)
Biological process (GO): very long-chain fatty acid biosynthetic process
Molecular function (GO): protein binding; oxidoreductase activity, acting on the CH-CH group of donors
Source: RefSeq, a predicted model, not a curated record